Molecule: messenger RNA, 1531 nt
Organism: Aedes albopictus (Asian tiger mosquito)
Lineage: Eukaryota; Metazoa; Arthropoda; Insecta; Diptera; Culicidae
Exons: 3
Coding region: 377-1237 (286 amino acids)
Source: RefSeq, a predicted model, not a curated record
UCCACAAAUUCAAUUAUCUCCGGAUGUAUUGCGGUAACAAUUUUCACUUUCCAGUAACGAUGAUAUGAAAUGCUUGAGUGAAUCCGGGUAGACCCCAACUAUGAUUAAUGGCGAACAACGCCAAAGCCGGCUGCUGAUUUUGAUUUCCGUUGUCUAUAAAUCCGAUCUGAAUGGGAUCAAGCCCUUUCAAUUGUCACUGUGUCGUCAAUCCGAAAUGAGAGUGCUUCGAACGUCAUCGCCGUUUCGCGCCCACAUUACUGUCAUCUAUCGACUAUCGAAAUUGAAUUACGGUCCCCGUUCAUCCAUCGCCGCCGUGGGGCCAAAGUUGAGUGGCUGCCCGCGUGCUAAUUAGCUGUGCGCCCCAGAAGCCCCAAUAAUGGGCCUAUUAGCAAAUCGCUUGGACGCCGCCGGUAGCAUCCUGGUCGUUAUGGCGGCCGCUUUGGUGAUUGCGUUUUGGCACACCCCCGCCGUAGUGAGUGGAGAUUACCCGCAUGAUGUGGAGCUAUUCGAACCGGUUACGGUCACUACUGCAGUGCCUACGAUAGGUGCCGUGGUGCCGAAGAGGAGUCGUGGUGGCGGCGGCGUCGGGGGUGUAAGUACUUUUCAUAAGCAUGUAAGUCACUAUCCGAGCUACGUAAAAGGUGAAGACCCGGUGGAGGAGUAUAAUCGCCGGCGGUUGCAUGUGGACACAUCCGACUACGUGAAUAGCGCCCAAAUAACUCUCGACGACUCGGAGAAGCGGAAGCUAUUAGAAGAAAGUUUGAUUGCUUUUCGUAAAAAGUUUGCUAAACGAAAGGAAGACGAUAGCAUCAAGAAAAAGGAUAAAUUAAAAACUGUUAAAAAAUCUAAGAAGCGUCGUAAAGUGAAGGACACUAUAAAAAGAAGUUGGAGAGAUGAUACUGAACCAAUUUUCAAGGGAAACGAUUCAGCUGCAUUGGCCUCCAUGGACUAUCCGAAGCGAUAUGAAGAAUCUGAUCCAGAAAUCUUUCCCUACGAGCAAACAUCAAAUGAAAAUCGAAGGCAAUCCAGCUUACCGGAAGAAACCAAAUAUUUUCAGUACUUUAACUUCUUUGGUGAUGGGUCUUACAACACUGGCCUUAAACGUGGAAGCGAUCGGCACUACAUAGAACAGCACGAAAGAGCUUCUGAAGGUGCAGGGAUUUUUCAGAAACGGGUAAAAUGGGCCGAUAAGAACGGAGGAUUCGGCGAGCACUACUGGGACUUCAAUCAUGUCUGAUUCGUCUUCUGCCAGAUGACUGCGGCGUCCAACCGCCACGAGCCAAUCGGAUACGUUUUAUGAUCAACAAUCGCCUCACAAAUAUAGAUAAAUGUUAGCCAAAUCUUGAUAGACACCGUGUAAAUGUCAAGAGCGAGCGCCUGGCUGCUGCUUGCGAUGCGAUGUCUAGUACUAGGAGAGAAAGGAGAAGGGCUUUGUUGGGCCUGUGCUGCUAGAAUCUGGCAAAGCGUGUCGCCGCAGGCGAUUUUCGGGUUUACAAUGCAAAUCUAACGAAUGGUGCCACGAUCGGCUGUU